Messenger RNA from Adineta steineri, 2592 nucleotides. NCBI's taxonomy places the organism in Eukaryota, Metazoa, Rotifera, Eurotatoria, Adinetida, Adinetidae. The record is from the annotation of a GenBank genome assembly.
AUGCAUGUCAACUUACCAGAAUUCGACAGUGAGUCCUAUACUUUGAAAUCAAAUCCAUCAUCUCCUAGAUCACGCCCUUCAAUUACAUUACCUGUUUAUCGAUCAUGGUCGCCUCAUAGUCGUCGUCGUCAUUCAUCAGUCGGGGACAGCAUUAUACCAAGUUCUAUAGAUAGUCGCCCAGUUGUAAAUAAAUUGGUAUUAGAUAUUCGCAAAUCGCUCUUUAAAAAUAAUAAUAUACCCAAGCCAUCUAAUGAACAAACACAUACUAACGAGAAUACUCAAAAACCUCAAUGUAUUGGUGAAGAACGACAAGAUAAUGCUAUAUAUAAAGUUUAUUUAAAACGAGUUCGACAUAAAUCAUCAUCACUUCUUAGUUCAUCGUCAACAAUCAAUACACUUGCUGAUGACAAAAAUGAAGAUAAUAAAACAACCGGUGAUACACAAACUAAUGAUCAAGGAACGUUACUAUAUUCAACAAUAAAAGUUUAUCAAUUAAAAGCCGGUACACUUGAAAAAAUUGUUGAAUGUUUAACAAAUGAUCAAGGCGAAUUAGACACAACACAUAUGUACAUUUUAUUUUCUACUUAUCGAACAUUUACAAAUACUCGAACAUUAAUUGAUACAUUAAUUCAACGUUAUCGAACAGUUCUACCGGCUUCACUUGAUAUGACUGAAGAUAUUCGACAAAAAACUCUUAAAAAUCUUCGUUUGGCAACUACCUGUUUAUUAAGUUCAUAUAAAGAAGAUUUUUGUGAGCCACCAUGUUAUCCAACAUUAAAUUAUUUACUAAAACAUUUACCUGAUAAAGACAUACAAAAACAAGGUGAAAUAUUAUUAGAACAGUUAAAAAAUAAUGAAGAAGAUCUUACAUCAGAUGUUGAUAAUAAUAAUAAUAAACCAAAAAGAACUUAUCUAUCUCAACAAAAAGGUUUUGAUUAUUUAUUACCAUGGAAUUUUCUUGACAUGUCAAGUACAACAGUUGCUGAACAAUUAACUAUUGUUGAUGCAGAUUUAUUAAAAUCUGUUUUAACAUAUGAAUGUUUAACUAUAUCGACAAAUGGUUGUUCUCGUCGUACAGCAUCAAAUAAUUCAAAUCGUUUAUUAUCAACUGUUGAUAAAACAAUUGAAUAUUUUAAUGCUGUUGUUGCUCGUGUUGUAGCAACAAUACUUAAACAACAAGAUGAAAAAACACGAGCUAAUGUUAUUGAAAAAUGGAUUGAUAUUGCACAUCAAUGUCGAAAAUUAAAAAAUUUUUCAUCAUUAACAGCUAUUCUAAAUGGACUUUUAUCGGGUUGUAUAUAUCGUUUAAGUAAAGCUUGGUCUUAUGUAACAGAAGAUUAUUGGACAAUAUUAGAAGAAUUAAAAAAUGUUUUUGGUAGUUGUGCUGAUAGAAAACAAGCAAGAGCUAUUUUGGAUAAGGAAGGUACAGCGAAAUAUGUUGAUUCAACAACAAUGAGUACGACAUUGGGAAGAAAAUUUCGUCAUAAAUCAACACGUGAUCAUCAUAAAUCAACAAUGAUUGGUACUGUACCGUACUUAGGUAUAUAUCUUAGUGAUUUAACAUACAUCGAUUCUGCUUAUCCUAAUACAAUCGACAACGAAACAAAUAACGAUUUAAUAACUCUUUCGGAAAAAUUAAUUAAUUUCGAAAAACAUCGAAAACAAUUUGAAAUUUUAGCUCAAAUUAAAUUAUUUCAAUCAGCUGCUAAUGCAUAUGUAACUCUUCAUCCAUUACCACGUUUUAAAGCUUGGUUUGAUAGCGUGAGAACUUAUACUGAUACUGAAAGUUGGGAUUUAUCUUAUCAAAUAGAACCAAAAGAAGUCAGUGAUAAUCAUCAAAAUCAAGAACAAUUUUUAAAAGCACACCGAAAUCAGCCAUUAAAAGCUCUUUUCCCACGAUAUCCAUCUCAAGUAUCAUUAGAUUCAUUAGGAACAUCGAAUCAUACUAAUAAUGGACAUACAGACUCAACAAUAAUAUCAAAUGGUUCAAUAAGAUCUUCACCGUCAUCGGCAUCACUCGAUAAAAUGAGUAUAUUAUCAAGUAAUUCUCUACAGCAACAUCAACAAUCUAGAAAAGAAUCAAUUACUCAUACAAAUCAGUCACGAUCAUCAUCUGUUUCUAGUUUACUAACCUCAUCAAAUGGUAGUUCAAGUCAAGGUUAUAUUUCAGCAACAGCUUCACCAACUAUUAGUACUGGAAAUUUUACGAUAACUUCAACUGAAAAUGAAACAGUUAUUGCUAAAGUAAAAUUUGCUGGCAAAGAUGAACUAUUAUAUAAAAAAGUUCGAAUAAAAAAUGAUGAACGUACAACUAGUGUUUUAAAAACAAUUCUUGAUAAAUUUGGUUUUGAUCCAACAACUUAUGAUCGAUAUUGUAUCGAACAAAUAUUACCUGAUCGAAAAAUUCUUUUACUUGAUCAUUGUAAUGUAUUUUAUGCUCUUGCUCGUUCGUCAGAUGAUGAACAAGUUGAAUUAAUCGUUCGAGAAAAAACUCGACAUGAACGUGAACAAAAAAGUAAUUGUCUACCUAUUGGUGCUGGACAUAAUCGAACACCGAGUGGAUUAAGUAUAUCUUCUACUCAUAGUCGUUAA